Molecule: messenger RNA, 474 nt
Organism: Emiliania huxleyi CCMP1516
Lineage: Eukaryota; Haptophyta; Isochrysidales; Noelaerhabdaceae
Exons: 1
Coding region: 1-474 (157 amino acids)
Source: RefSeq, a predicted model, not a curated record
AUGCGCGGGCUCGGCAGCGAUGACGGCGAAAAAGUGACGGCGGAGGACGACCGCAAUCUGCUUGGCGACCCGUCUGUGGCGGGAGCAUCAACGGCGCUCGCAGGAGGUGGAGGCGACAAGGGCGUCGGGAGUUCGCCCAAGUAUCAGGAGUUCCUAUCUAGAUAUUCGCCCUUGCUGACACAUCGUAUGGCCGGAGACUCGGCUCGGCUACUGGACGGCCUCGGCGAUGCCGUUCGCGCGGUGCUCGCGCACAAGAACAGCUUGACUGACGAAGAGUGGCUCGUCGCGCUUGCGCACGUUGAAGCCAUCCGCUGCAGCAGGGCGGCGGCGGGGAUAGAGCUCGAGGACGACACUCCGCAGUGGCUUGUGGAAGCGGCGAUGAAGAUGACGCUGGUGGAGCCGGAGGAGGAGUCGCGGCCCGCCUUCUCAGAGUCGGACUGCCGGCGCGCUGGCUGGUGUUGUGGGGAUUCUUAA